UUGGUGCAGCAAGACCGUGCGCAGCGACCUCCGCACAGGUGGUCGCUCCGGUCUCUGGCAAGAUGUUGACCAAAGUUCUCCUGAUCCUUCUGGGCUUGCCCAUAAUCCUGCCGUCUAGGAUUGAAGGAACUCAUGUUGAAUCAGAGAUGGGAGCAUGUGCUCAUCAUGAUGAUGUCUAUGGCCCCAAGCCCCAGUAUCCCAAAAAGAAACUCCCCUCUGAAGAAAUAAAGCCCACUGCUAUUAAUACCCACCGUGACCUUGGAAAACUGCCAGCAGCCACUCAAAUCCUGGACAGUAUCCUCAAUAACUCUGAUUACAAACUGCGCCCCGGCGUUGGUGAGAAGCCCACUGUGGUCACUGUUGAGCUCUCGGUCAACACCCUUGGUCCUAUCUCUAUCCCAGACAUGGCGUUCUCCAUUGACAUCACUUUCUACCAGACCUGGUAUGAUGAACGCCUCCGUUUCAAUGGAAGCUUUGAGAGCUUUGUUCUGAAUGGCAACAUGAUGAGCCAGUUAUGGAUCCCAGACACCUUUUUUAGGAAUUCUAAGAAGAUCCGUGUGUAUUCGAUCACCAUGCACAGCAAGGUGGUCCGCAUCCACAAGGAUGGCAAGGUGUUGUACACAGAUAGGAUGACCAUUGAUGCUGGAUGUUCAUUCCACAUGCUCAAAUUUCCAAUGGAUUCUCACUCUUGCCCUCUGUCUUUUUCUAGCUUUUCCUAUCCUGAGAAUGAGAUAAUGUACAAGUGGAAAGAUUUCAAGCUUGAAAUCAAUGAGAAUAAUUCCUGGAAGCUCUUACAGUUUGAUUUUAUAGGAGUGAGCAAUGAGACCGAAAUUAUCUCAACCAUGGCGGGUGAUUUCAUGGUCAUCACGCUUUUCUUCAAUGUAAGCAGGCGAUUCGGCUUUAAUGCUGUUCAAAACUAUGUCCCUUCUUCUAUGACCACAGUCAUGUCCUGGAUUUCCUUUUGGAUCAAGAAAGAAUCUUCUCCAGCCAGGACCUCUUUAGGCAUCACCUCUGUACUCACCAUAACCACAUUGGGUUCCUGUUCCCAGAAGAAUUUCCCACGUGAAUCCUAUAUAACAGCCUUGGAUGUCUACUUUGCUAUUUGCUUCCUCUUUUGCGUUUUUGCUCUGGUGGAGUUUGCUGUGCUUAACUUCCUGAUCCACAACCACACGAGACCCCGUGCUUCUCCGAGACUUCGCUAUCCUCCUACCCGUGCCCGUGCCCGUGCCCGUGCCCGUGACCUUACCCCACCCCGUACCCAUGCCAACCAACAGCAGCAGGAAAAUGUUUUUGUGUAUGACUUCGAGGGGACUGAUGAGGAGAAUGAUGAAGAAGAUGGCCCAUCUUGCCCAGCUCAGCAGUCCCUCAACCCAAGACUCACCCAGCGCCGUCGCAGCUGCUGCAGGAUCUGCAAGUACUUGUGUGUGGUCCGCAGUUGUGAUGGCAGUUUUUGGCAGCAGGGCCGCCUCUUCAUCCACAUCUACCGCCUGGAUAACUACUCACGAGUUAUUUUCCCAGUGACCUUCAUCUUUUUCAAUGUGCUCUACUGGGUUAUUUGCUUUAACUUGUAGGUACCAGCUGGUACCCUGUGCGGCAGCCUCCCAAGUUCCCCAGGAGGUCCCACACCCCUUACCAAGGGAGUUGGGGGAAAGCAGCAGCAGGAGCAAUUAGAAAGUGUCUUUCCUCCCCCCACCCGCAGCCCAUUCAAUGAAUACCCAUGGCAGCCCAUUUAGAGUAAAAUGGCUCACCUCUUUAUUCCUCAAGGGGCAUUGGUGAUGUUCAGGCUUAAAAAUUGCAGGCUGUCAGUGACCAGCUCCCUAAGACCAUGCCCGUGUAUGAGCAUAUUAGCUAUCUCCCAACAGUGUUGACAAACACUGCUUUUUUCAAGAAUCCUAAUACUGCCUUUGUGGUGCUCCAGGCCCAGAUAUGGCCUCAGCCUCAAAGUGCACCGACCAGCUGCUUCCCUGUUUCUGACACUUCCUUAAGAUACUGGUCAGCAGUGUAAUAAGGUGUGUGUGUAUCCUCCAUCCUUAGGUGAGAUUAUUAUAUUAUUGGUUUGAUUUCCCUGCCCACCCUUUCCCUGCAGAUAGAGCCUGACAUUAUCCCUUUAAAAGGAGAGCCAACACUUGAGCUUCUUUAGGACAGUAUCCCCCCCUCUGCUGCUGUGAUGCCUCCCUCUCCCUCUCCUACCCCUGCCUCUAUCAUUCAUCUGCACUACCAAUUCAAUGCCUUUCAUACAGUGGGUUUAUAUUUUUGUGUGAUAAUAGUAAUAACCCCCUGCUUUAUAUGCCACCUUCUCCCUCCUCCUUGACCGCUGUGACUCUUAAUGUAACUACCCCAGUGACUUUCCCAGCCCCAACCCAGGUGCUAGGCCAUGGUGACUUCCCAGGGCCAAGAAAUGAAGGGAACUCUGCUUUGCAGUGGGCAUUGCUUGCAUUGAUUGGUGCCCUCUACGGCACAGCAUAGACGUUCUGCCACUUCCUUGGCCCCUGGAUCCAUGAGCCAGUCCACUCUUAUCCCUGGGGCACUCUCACAAUCACAAUCAAUCAAUUGAAUUCCCUUAAAUUUAUACAGCACUUUACCUUUUUGCAAAAACACUUUUGAAAAACUAUUCUAUUAUAGCCUUAUUGUAGCCCUGUGAAAGAUUCGGGGCAGGAUUCUUAUCCCCAUUUUGCAGAUGAGAACCCUGAGGCACAGAUUUCUAUGGGACUGUGGAUCUCACUGGAAACUACCCAGGAGCCCACUGUCAUUUUCUAGAGUACAUGAUAGGGCUAGGCAUCUGUGUUCACCAUGAUUCAAUUCUAUAGCCUCUGCUGGCACCCCAGUGGCAGGGCCCAGAGUAGCAGCCUAUCUUCAGCUUUGGUCUACUCAAUUCCUGGGCCUCAGGUGCUCAGACUGCCCUCAAGAUCCAACCCUCUCCUGGCUCUGAGAACCCAGUGAGGUCAAAUUUGGACAUGCCCCAAUGCUUGUAUAUGCUGAAUGAAAUCUGUGUCUGUAUUUUAUUGGGGGGGGUAGGGUAGGGGUUCCAUCUGCUUUUUGUCACCAUCACCUGAAAAGGGGAAAUAUAUCAAUAAAUAUAUCAG
Molecule: messenger RNA, 3083 nt
Organism: Myotis brandtii (Brandt's bat)
Lineage: Eukaryota; Metazoa; Chordata; Mammalia; Chiroptera; Vespertilionidae
Gene: GABRE
Product: gamma-aminobutyric acid (GABA) A receptor, epsilon
Exons: 9
Coding region: 63-1571 (502 amino acids)
Biological process (GO): regulation of postsynaptic membrane potential; signal transduction; gamma-aminobutyric acid signaling pathway
Cellular component (GO): neuron projection; dendrite membrane; postsynapse
Molecular function (GO): GABA-A receptor activity; benzodiazepine receptor activity; inhibitory extracellular ligand-gated monoatomic ion channel activity
Source: RefSeq, a predicted model, not a curated record